Molecule: messenger RNA, 8575 nt
Organism: Centrocercus urophasianus (Greater sage-grouse)
Lineage: Eukaryota; Metazoa; Chordata; Aves; Galliformes; Phasianidae
Gene: TASOR2
Product: transcription activation suppressor family member 2
Exons: 23
Coding region: 57-7676 (2539 amino acids)
Biological process (GO): negative regulation of gene expression, epigenetic
Cellular component (GO): nucleoplasm
Source: RefSeq, a predicted model, not a curated record
GGCGGGCGUUAUGGCGUGAGGGGACGGAGCGGAACGGAACGGAGAGAGCCCCGAGCAUGGGAGAGCGGCGGGACGAGGCGGCCCGAAGGCCGGGAGCGGGUUUGUAUCCGGAGUUCAGAGAGUCAAGUUCCCUUUUGCAGACAGCGGUUUCGGUGCUGCAGAAUUCCUACUUGGACUCUACAUCUCAGGAUGGUUUUUGGUACAGCCAAGCAAUUCUGGUGGAAAAUGACGUUUUUCUGAGUGAGCUCAAAGCUUUUGUCCAAGCAAAGGAAGCAGCUGGAUACAGCCAAGAGGAGCUUGAGGAGACCUUUGCAUUUCUUCUGUUUGACAACGAAGAAGAGGCAAAAGAGGUGUGUCAGACUGGCCUCCGUGUGAACAGCAGUUCCAUUUCCAUGCUUGGUGACCCAGCAAAAGGGGUGUAUAUUUCCAAGUAUGCAGACUGCCUUCAUCCGAGACCUUGGUAUCAUGGAAAAUCAGGCUUUAUUGUCAUUUGUAAGCUAAUCAAGGGAAAGGUCAAGGUGGUAUCUGAGAAUUACACAACCAGCUACACCUGCCCAUCUCCUGGCUAUGAUUGUCACGUUGCCAUGAGCACGAGCAUCAUGUCAUCAAAGAGCAGCCCCUGCCAAGCCUUUGAACAGAACCAGUACUACGUGUAUGAAGUGUCCGAGGGCAGCACUGCUGAGCGCCCCAGGCAGAUCUGCCCAUACAUAGUCAUUGCCUGCCAGUACAGGGAGCCAAAGGAAAUGCCCAUCUUGGCUAGAGAGAGCCUACCUGAACCUAACCACAAAGGACUGUACUGCCCAUGGAGGGGGCAGCUCUCCAUCCAGGGCCAGCUCUUGUGCAACAUUGCCCUAAAGACCCCAUACAGCUCCACAAUUCCAGCACAGCUCCCUCACAACCUGGACAUUAACCAUGUCAUGGGUUUGUCUGACUUGAAGAAAAAGCUUCCAGAAGCUGCAUUUGGGAAAAGGAAUUACAUUGAGAAUGAAGUUUGCUUUCAGGGCGUUUACUUCAGUCUGUAUGAAGUGGAAAUAUCCAAUAAGGAUCAAGAUAAAAUGGAUCAGCUGCUAGAAAAUCUAAGGAAAAGGGACUUGGCAAUCAUCAAAUAUUUACAAGAUCAUGGAGUUCUAAUCCUCCUGACGUCCUCUGCAUUGGCACAAGAUGAUGGAUUCGACCCCAAGGAGCCUGUCAGCCUCCUGGCCCUGUUUCUGUUCUCCUCAUCCCGAUCGGUGUGUCUGAGAGUUGAAGGACAUAAUCUAAAUUGUGAAAGGAAAGCUAGUGACAUCUCUUUGAAAAUAGCCUCUGUUUUGCCUGGACUUCGCUAUGCCUUGCAGAAAGCCACCAAUUCUUCGUGGGGGGACGCGCUCGGUACCAACGUGUGCAUCAAACAGCACUUCCAGGAGUAUGCAAAGCUUGAAGAAAAUACACAGCAAGCCUCCAGCCAAAUCACAGAAGCUCCCUGUUCUUCUUGCCUGUCACCAGCCGAGGAUGAAGGUAUUAAAUCCUGCAGAGGACACUCCGAGCAGUCUUUCUCCCAGCUGCAGCAUUACUUCUCCAAUCCCAGCAGCUACACUCUGGAAAUGUCAGCUGCCUUAGGAUGCUUGGCUGGUGCUGCUCAGUCUCUUUGCAGCAACUCAGAGACUGACUUCUCUUUAGCUGUACCACCAGACCCAAUCCCUCCUGACGUAACAGGUGGAAACCCAAAGGCUGUUCUGGGGCUGGACCAGAGCAAAGGGCCCACAAAAGAUGUCAGUGCAUCUAGCAAGCUGUGGGUGAAGCAGAACAAGAGGAAAUCCAGCGGAACUGCUGUGACAAGCACCAGGAAGAAAUGGUCACCCCUCAAGAUGCAAAUACAUCCUGUGGGGGAUAGCAGUAGGAAAAGGAAAGCGACCAAGACAGUCAACAUCACGUUCUCUUUUCCUAAAAAAACAGGGCUUACAGCCAACUCCAACGAGCCCAUGCUUAAAUUAGCCCAUUUACAGUUUCCUCACAGAAGGAAAAGAGGUGCAGAGGUGCUGUCUGCAGAAUUUGUACACAAAACACAGUCUGAACCUGUCCAGAAGAGAACCUCAGCUCCCAGCAGUUCUGGCUCAGAAACAAAGAGACCAAAGAUGCUGAAGAAUUUGGAUGUGAAAAAGGCUCCUGUUACUGAAAGCACUGCAAAGCCAGUGAAGAGUCAGGUGAUAAAAAGCGUGGCUAACAGGCCAUCAAAACCUCACACCAAAAAGCCAGCAGAAAGCGAGUGGAAGGAUCCAUUCUCCAUCCUCCCAAGUGAAGUUUCUUCCCAAAGCCAAGCAGCAGACAGCCAGAUGGGUGAGAUUUAUCCCAGCAGCAUCUCUGGCCAUGCUUUCGAUACGAAGGGCAGUGACUACGAGUCCCAUGCCUUGAACUUGCUGGCAGACCUGGCUCUGGGUUCUUGUAUUCCUCCCUUUAACCUCGUGGACAGCAGGAUGAUCUCUUUGUCCUGCAGCUCGUCCACUGACUCUGCCAAGGAGCAGCAGAGUCAUCGUAAGCCCAAGUCCUCACGCAGUGCUUCCGACCACGAAUACCACAGGGUAGACAAGCUUGCAAAGGCAGCUGUCUCGUCUACUAAAGCAUCUCCAAACCAGAAGCUUCCCCCUAUUGGAAAAACAGAAUUAAAAGACUCAACCCCUAUUCCUGGAGAGAAAAGCCUUGGGCUUAACAGCAAGAACAGCCAACAAACGUGUGUGCUGCCUCCAACACAGGAGGCCACCGAGGUGAACAAACACUCCUUCAUCUCCUCCGAGCACUCCUACGCCUCGCUGAUGCCUGAGCACUCAAAGAAACACAGAGGUGUCCCCUACCCUGGCUCAGUGCCCUCCAGAAAUGGGACCAGGAGCUCCCGAGCAGCACCCCUGGUUGGGAAGGUCCUGCCCUUCCGCCACCAGAACAACACCUGCCCUCAGAGCCCCUUUGAGGCCACGAUGGCAAGGCGCAGGAGCAGCCUGCGGCCUCCGAGGCUAAAAGAGGACUUUGCCAAAUCCCACACGGUCAACCACUGCGGUGAGUCCAUGAAGGUGACGUGCCAGUGGGAGGAGGAGUAUCUCUUCCAUUUGGACAGCAGGUACACCAAUGAUGCCCUGGAGAAAACAGUCAUCCGUGCCUUGCAUGGGCCUUGGGACUCUGAUCUACCCGAUGACGUGGAAGAGAUGAAGCUGAUACUUCACAUGUGGGUAGCUCUGUUCUACAGCAAGCCCAGCAAACUCCUGAGCAGCACGAGGAAGGUGGUGGAGCACAGCAACCCCAAGAAAUACGUCUCACUAAACAGCACUGGAGACUUUUUUGAGCUGAGUGAAGACAGUGAUGAUUGCUUUGAGUUGGAGACGUGCCCUGCGGAUUCACGAUCAGACCCUGACCAGACUCCUAGCAGCUCUCUGGAUCCCAGCACACACUGCCAAGGCUGUUUCCACCCAGAGGAGAGCCCUGCAGACUCUCAAACUGAUGCUGAUGGGACUCCUGGUGUUGUAGAUAGUACGGUAUCAUCCUUUUCAGGGGAGGAGGAGCCUUCCUCCACGAGCUCAGAGAGCCCUUCUCUCACUGAACACGCAGAUCAGAGCAACCUGGCUGGAAAAUACAGAGCUGAGGAGUGUGUACAUGACAUCUCAACUGUCACUGCAGUUGAGCCACUCAAGGAGGAACUGAUGGAUGCUGGGAUGAUCCCCAGCCCUUCCAUUGAGCUUGGUGAUGCUGGUGAGCCCCAGACUGUGCUGGGCAGGGAAAACCCACACGGCCAAAUUCUGAAUUUCAGCCCAGCUCCCCAGAGUGAUGCCCUGUGUGCUCAGCAUGGAGGUGGAGAGCAGCCUGAGAACAGAUGGGCAGGUGGCCCCAGUCCUCCUGAAGAAAGGGGGAGCACGGAAGAUGCUGGACAUGGUAUGGACAGCAGCUGGGCCGCCAGCGAUGGACCCCAACGUUGCCGUGAUUCGAUGCCCUCAGAAGCAAGUCUCAAAACUCACUCAAACCCCAUUGGAUUUGGUGAAGAAGAGAAGGAAUCACAAGACCCCAUAGGACAUACAGAAAAAGAGGAGGAAAAGGUGGAGGAGGGGAAAAGAGAGAAAGAAGAGUUGGAAAAUGAAAGCACGUUCGCAAGACCUGUCGAUUUAGCAUUUUUAGAAAGAGGUGAUGUACAGCUGGUGAAUUCAGCACCUCCAAAGGACUUUGGCAUUCCUGGAGAUGGCCCUAUGUCCAUCCCCACUGCCUCUGUGUUACCCUGCGAGAAUGGAUCAGUGCCAGCGCCGUCGGGUGGGACUGGGGCUGGACCUCAAGGACUUUCUGGUGGUGCAGCCCUCAGCCUGAGUGCUCUGCAAGAGCCCUGGGGGACUUUGGCCACCCCAAGGGCAGAGACAAAUGGUGUGGGUUUGGCACACGCAGACGGACCCGUGUCAGUGCUGCCGUUGUCCCCCGUUCUGAGCCUUGUCUGUGGGGUUACUGUCACGAGCAGCUGCCGAUCUGCCAGGGAGAUGCUGAGGGAUGGGUUGGAAGAGAAAGAUGAGGAUCGUGCGCCCUCUGCAGAAACACGGGGGCCUGCUGGGAGCAAAACUGCCUGCACAACUGGCCUUGAGUCACCACGAGGUCAGGAACCCUUCCUAACCCAGUCCCCUGACGCCAGCUCUGUCUGCUUCGAUGGAGGAGCUGAUGUGGGGGCUGCUCCGGAGGACCAGGUGGCCACAGCUCUCCUCCAGGCAUUCCUCCAGACUCCACCAAGGAGUGGCCCAGGAGGGAGCCUUUCCCAAAGGUAUGCAGGUGAUGUUAGCACUGAGCUCACUUUGCUGAACGCUGGUGAGUCGCACCCAGACCAGAACGAGGUUUUGGAACAAGGGCAGCAUGGCAGUCCUUCUGCCAACCACACAGAUGUGCUGGAUGAGCCCUCGGGAGCAUGUGAUGGUCAGGGCUUUGCCUUCAGCUGUGCAGCCUGGGCAGGUGGCUCUGACACUGAGGCAAUCACUGAUGUGUGCCUCGGUGCAGAGGAGCCCCCUAGUAGCAAUGAAAUGAGCGUAGUUGAUGCACCACAGGAGCUGAAGACCUCUCUUUGUGACCUGUUAGAAUCAGGUUCUUCCUCCUCAAUGAGAGAGGAGGAGCCUGUUGGUGAUGUAUCACCUCUCACUGUGGCCCAGCACCAGCAAAGUUCUCCAAACAGCCCAUCCCUACCUUCCCCCCAUCAGGACCCUUCUCACGGUACUGCUGCAGACCCCCAUUGCUGCUUAUUAGAGCAAAGUGAGCAGGAACCAGACCUGUGCCCACAUGGAAAGCCCUGCAAGACAGUGGCUGCUGUAGAGGAGAGUGUGGCCGCUGAGAACCCAGCACUGGAUGGCUCCUUGAAGCCUGAAUGUGCAGAAGGAGUGAAGAAGGACUUGGGGCUGUGCCACGCAGAGCCUGCAGAGAGCUCUCCUCUGGAUAUGCUGACGCCUGGAGAGCUGGGAUCGAGGCCUUGUUCUCCUCUGCGUGGGCACAAGGCUGAGCCAGACCCAGUCUUUGGCACGGGCCCCAAAAUGAGUCCAACUCGUGCUCCAGAUGCUGCCCCAAGCUCCAGCUGCAUGGGACAGCUACCAUCAGAUGCUGACAGCAGGUGUGCCUGCCCCGGGAGCCCUGAGGAGUGCGAGGGAGGAAGCAGCAUCCCUCCUACCACCCCUGCAUCAUUUGGAGCAGGGGAGUUCAUGCCCGUAGGAGAGCCCGCGUCUUUGUGCAGCCAGGAUGACUCCGCUGUGUUGGCUGAUCCAAAUUGUGCUGAUGAAGAGUUGGAAGAGGGAGAAAUCCCUGUUCAGUCAAUGCCAACAUCUCUGCUACGUGCAGACACUGGAGAGAGCAUAGAGGUUAGUGACACUGGGGACAUUUUGGAUGCUCUUCUGAAGGCAAAACGCUUCCCCAGCACAGAAAAAUGUGUGGGUUUGAGCUGGGAAGAUCCAUCUUACAGGUCCCCCUCCAGUGACUCGGACUGGGAGAAGCACUUGGGACGCACUGCUCACCCCCUUCUUAUACCCAGGGGUUGCCACUGCUCAAGGUCCAUGGGUGCCACGAGGACUGACUGCGAUUCCUCAUCCUCCAUGAGCUCGGGCUGCUCGGAGGGAUGCAGUGAGGAGUGGGGAUCGCUGAGCACUGAGGAGGGCUGCUGGUGGCCCACCAGCCAAUGGAAUACCAGCAGCAGGCACAUGCCACCCUAUGUCAAUAUCACGGACAGCUGGGGGAUCUCCAGGGAUUACCUGAACUUCACGGUCACCACAAAAUGCCCGGGCAGGAUGGGAAGCUCACAGGGGCAGACUCAUUUGCUGGAGUCACUGAUGGGGACUUGGAAGGGUUUUGAAGAAAUCACCCAGCACACUAUGGACAUGGAGCAUCUCCGUUUCCAUUAUAAGCUAAAACAGAUCCUAAGGAGUGGGACACCACCCAUUUCUACCUCCAUUUUUCCUAGAGACUGCUCUCCCCAGCCAUCAUCUGUGCGAGGAGCUCCUGCCCCUCACUCCCUGCGAAGCAGGAGCCCUUUGCAGGUGACAAUCCUGCCCUCAGACACACGGCCACGUGGCCUCAAGUCCCACCAGCAAUACAGCCACCACAGGGACUCCUCCCAUUGCACUCCAUCGUGGGACACCUGCUGGUGGCAGAAGAGCAGAGCCAGCUCCCCAAACCGGGGCUGUGCAGCUCCUUUCCAUCUCAGCAAGCUGAAAUAUGAGAAUAAACUGAAGGACUCCCGUGGGGACAUCUCGGUUAUCCUCGAUGAGUACGCAGAGUUCAACAGGGUGAUGCUGAGUAAGGUUGACACAGAGGGGGAGAGCAGAGGGAAGGGUUUGGCACACGGGGAGACCGUCAGCGCUCGGUGCUGCACGUCCCUCCCCAGGAGGACUGCUGCCUUUGAGGAUGUGAUCACAGAGCUGUGCAGCACGCUGCAGUUCCGCCUGCGCAGCGUGGCCGAGGAGGCGUGCAGGCAGCCUGGGAUGUUCUACCUGGUGGAGACAGGAGAGGAACCCUUCUUUGCAAGAGUGAAGACGUUGCUGAAGAAAGAUGGCCACGUGGAGAUUGAACCUCUGAGCUUCUGCAGAACAAAACACCAGGACACCAACUGGCUGCUCGUCAUUAUCAGGAACGAGGACAUCUCCUCACACAUCCACAAGGUCCCGUGUUUGCUGAGGCUGAAGCACUGUCCCAACGUGGUGUUUGCUGGAGUGGACAGCCCUGAAGACAUCACAGAUCAGACGUACCAGGAGCUGUUCCAUACUGGUGGCUUCGUGGUGUCAGAUAGUGAGGUGUUGGAAACGGUGACGUUGGGGCAACUGAAAGAGGUGGUGAAGGUCCUGGAGAAGCUGAACAGAAGCGGGAGGUGGAAGUGGUUCCUCCACUACAAGGAGAGCAAAAAGCUCCGAGAAAACGUCAGGGUGGAUGCCAACGCCCAUAGGAAGAACUUGAUCCUGAAGUCAUGCCAAGACCUCAUUGAGGUGCUGCAUUACCACGCGUGCGAUUCCAGCUCGUCCCCCAGAUCGGAGUACAUGAAGUGCUUGUUGAACCUGCAGGUCCAGCACGUCAGCGCCAGGUUUGCGGUGUAUCUCACAGAAAAGCCCAGCGUCAGCAGAGACGUCUUGGAAAACAAAGGGAUCCUCGUGGCCGACAUCAGCACCUUCCUGGGGAUGGCACAGAAAGUGGCUGCCCCGUUUAGGAGAAGCUGCUGGUAAGAGGGAGCUUGAGAUCAACCCCCCCCCCCAGGCUGCAGAUUGAGGCAUAGGGAUGGGAUGAAGAGCACCAGGAGCAGCUCCUGGGGGCUGGCAGGGAGUUGGCACACAGCAAGAACCCAUGCCAGCAUCUCUGUCCUGCUGUGACAAAGCUGCACAAGGGGCAGCUCCUCUCUGAGCCCUACAGUUCUGCUUGGGGUCUUCCAACCCUCCAAAGGACAGCCCCAAAAGCACACAGUGGCCAGGGGAAGGGUGACUUCAGUUCUGUAUAUAGGAAUUAUUUAAAGAUGGCUCAGUGCAAAUCCUCGUGCAGAUUUGCUUCCUGCCAUCAAGUUGGGCGUAGGACAGAGGUUUUGUUAACAUUGCAGUUUUUAAGUUAUUGUGGUGGUUUUUAAGCAAUUAGUGCAGCUGACAAGGAAAGGAAUAGGAAAACCAAAUGUGGUUUACUUGAGGGGUAGAAGCAAUACUGUGAGCUCUGGCUUUCCACAUGACUGUUACUGUACACAAGUGCAUGUGUUGGAUGCUGGGGGGGGGGGGGUAAGGGGACGGGGUGUAUUUCAAAUGCCAUUUGGGGACCAUUGUCAGACUCUGGGGAAGCAGAAAUCCACUCUACACUACAUUUCAAGUCACCCACGUUGCCUCCAUUUCAUUGUGGGGAUGUGAGUCUCCUCCAGCAGAUGGAAAACCCUGUAAGUGCUGGAAAAGAACCUCUUAUUUAUAGUAACUCAGACCCAUGUGCACCAUGAAGAAAACAGCACUGAGGACCUUUGUCAGAUACCCUCUGUCUUCACGUGGAGAACAUUUUGUCCUUUGUUGUUUGUUUUUUUUUAAUGAAAUGACAUAAACUGUACAGGAUGACUUUGUACAUAGUUUGACUAAUAAAAGCCUGAAGCUUUCCUAUG